AAACGAUCUGUUGCUUUCCAAAAACCAUCUACAAAACAAAUAUAGCUCGAUAGUAUUUGGAGGUGAUUUCAGACAGAUCCUACCUGUCAUUCCAAAAGGAAGUCGUGCUGAUAUUGUCUUGGCUUCUCUUAAUUCCUCUUAUAUUUGGGAUAGUUGCAAAGUUUUGCAGUUGACUAAGAAUAUGAGGUUAUUAAGAGAGAGUAAUCCGGAACAUGCUCAGGAGAUUGCAGAUUUUUCAAAAUGGAUAUUAGAUAUUGGGGACGGGAUGAUUAAUGAACCAAAUGAUGGAGAAGCUUUAAUCGAGAUUCCAGAAGAUCUCCUAUUGACAGAGUGCAACGAUCCUAUUGAAGUUAUUGUUUCAGAAGUGUAUGGCAAAUCGAUUGCAGAUCCUAAGAAAGCAGAUUUCUUUCAGGAAAGGGCAAUCUUGUGUCCUACAAAUGAUGAUGUGGAUCAGGUCAACCAACAUAUGCUAAAUCGGCUUGAAGGUGAAGAAAGGAUAUAUCUAAGCUCUGACAGCAUAUGUCCAUCUGAUGUGAAUUCAAAAGAUGAUUCUAUCUUCUCUCCUGAAUUCUUGAACAGUAUAAAAGCCUCCGGUUUACCAAACCAUAGUCUAAGAUUGAAGGUAGGUGCUCCAGUCAUGUUACUAAGAAAUAUAGAUCCUUCUGGUGGAUUGUGUAAUGGUACAAGGUUGCAGAUAACUCAACUCGCUAAUCACAUAGUCGAAGCAACAAUAAUCACAGGAACAAGGGUUGGUGAUAAGGUAUUUAUUCCACGUAUGCUUAUUACACCCUCCGAUACUAAACUUCCUUUCAAGAUGAGACGCAGGCAAUUUCCUUUGACUGUUGCGUUUGCAAUGACAAUCAACAAAAGUCAAGGUCAAACGCUUUCAACAGUUGGUCUGUAUUUGCCUAGACCUGUGUUUUCACAUGGUCAGUUCUAUGUAAAUGUCUCAAGAGUUACUUCUAAAAAAGGUCUGAAGAUCUUUAUCACAGACAAAGAAGGAAAACCACAUAAAGAGACUAUGAAUGUUGUGUUUAAAGAAGUUUUCCAGAAUCUACACUAGGCAAUCUGUAGACGUUGAGGAAAAGAUUUGUCAUUCACGCCUAACCAAAGAAGACAAGGGAUGCUACAGAUAACUAUCAUCAGGAGUUUGUUUUUAAUAAGUUUAUUUUGUGGUUUUGAUAACAUAAAGGAAUAAUAACUCAUGUGUUUCCGAAAUGUUAUUUUAU
Camelina sativa (false flax) is the source of this 1229-nucleotide messenger RNA. RefSeq lists its product as uncharacterized. The record is from RefSeq and is a predicted model, not a curated record. Gene Ontology annotation, biological process: DNA replication. Gene Ontology annotation, cellular component: replication fork. Lineage: Eukaryota; Viridiplantae; Streptophyta; Magnoliopsida; Brassicales; Brassicaceae.